This is a messenger RNA of Zygotorulaspora mrakii, 1410 nucleotides long. RefSeq names its product cysteine protease ATG4 (gene ATG4). Lineage: Eukaryota; Fungi; Ascomycota; Saccharomycetes; Saccharomycetales; Saccharomycetaceae. Gene Ontology annotation, molecular function: protein-phosphatidylethanolamide deconjugating activity. The coding region runs from base 1 to 1410 and encodes 469 amino acids. The record is from RefSeq and is a predicted model, not a curated record. The transcript has a single exon.
AUGGAAUUUAUGCAGAGAAUUUCCCACCAACUGAUAGAUCCGCUGGAGGAAGAGAAAGACGAAGAGAGCUUUAUUGUCCUGGGAAUAUAUUAUCCGGCAAUACUUACUCAACAACAGCAAGACAAGAAAGGUGUGUCCGGUUCAGGAUUUCUUAAUAGCUUCUUCUCCAGGAAUGACGAAGAAAACCCAGAUUUCCUUUCGGAUGUUCACUCACGAAUACACCUUACUUAUAGAACAAGAUUCGCACCAAUUCCUCGGGCUGCUGACGGGCCUUCACCUCUUAGUUUCCACUUCCUCUUUAGAGAUAACCCUUUGAAUACGAUUGAAAAUGUUCUAUUCAACUCAGAUUGCUUUAAUACUGAUAUAGGAUGGGGAUGCAUGAUCCGUACAGGACAAAGCCUUUUGGCGAAUGCAAUACAAAUAGCACUGCUGGGAAGAGGUUUUAGAGUGAAUGAAGACGGUACCGGUAGUGAAUCAGAAAUACUUGGCAUGUUCAUGGAUAAUUUUGAGGCCCCAUUUUCGAUACAUAAUUUCGUCAAGAAAGGCCUUGAAUUAUCAAAUAAAAAACCUGGAGAAUGGUUUGGGCCAGCAGCCACCUCGAGAAGUAUCCAAAGUCUUCUACGCGAUUUCUCCGAAUGUGGACUAGAUGAGUGUCUUAUUUCUGUGUCGUCGGGUGACGUAUAUGAGGAGGAAGUUGAAGAGUUGCUCGGCAAGAAUGAGAAUGGUAAGAUACUAUUAUUGUUAGGGGUUAAACUUGGCAUAAACGGCAUUAACGAAUACUAUUGGGAUGAAAUUAAGGAAAUUCUGGGAUCAGAAUUCUCUGUUGGGAUAGCGGGAGGCAGGCCCUCCUCGUCUUUAUAUUUCAUUGGAUACAGAAAUAACGAAUUAAUAUAUCUGGAUCCCCACAACCCGCAGCCAUCUGUACAACCAGGAAAUGAAUCUCUUUUUUAUGAGUCAUGUCACACCGUCAACUAUGGUAAGUUAUCACUAUCUGAUCUUGAUCCUUCUAUGCUGAUAGGAAUUCUGAUAUCAGGUAGAGAUCAUUGGGUAAAAUGGAAGGAGAGCACCAAAUCGUCAAGAAUAUUCAAUGUGCUGAAUAAAAGACCUUCUGAUUUUGACAUAGCUUGUGAUGAUGAAAUAGAGAGUAUAAAUUCCGAUUCCAAUGACAAUGGUUUGCUUGUCGAAGGCGAUUAUGUUGAUGUCAAGCCUUUCUCACAAUUACAUUGUAAUUCUUGCUGUGAAAUAGAUGACAGUUAUCAAGAUGUACAAUGCAAAAAGCAACAGAUCAUGGUAAUGGAUGAUAAUGAGGCGUCUAGUAAUGCCGUCGAUGUAGAGGUUGAGAAAGUUCUUGUGGAAAGAGAAACUAUCGAUAUGGUCGAUGGAGAAGCCUUGAAACUCGCAACCGAAUAA